Notothenia coriiceps (black rockcod) is the source of this 1326-nucleotide messenger RNA. RefSeq names its product solute carrier family 2 member 5 (gene slc2a5). The record is from RefSeq and is a predicted model, not a curated record. The transcript is spliced from 11 exons. Bases 7 to 1326 code for a protein of 439 amino acids. Gene Ontology annotation, molecular function: D-glucose transmembrane transporter activity. Lineage: Eukaryota; Metazoa; Chordata; Actinopteri; Perciformes; Nototheniidae. Gene Ontology annotation, biological process: dehydroascorbic acid transport. Gene Ontology annotation, cellular component: plasma membrane.
UCAGCUAUGGCGCAGACUGAGGAAUGGGGAAAGCCUGUGGAGAGGAGAGGGAGAUUAACUGCAGUCCUGGUGUUGGCAACACUCAUAUCUGGAUUUGGCUCAUCGUUCCAGUAUGGUUACAAUGUGGCUGUGGUCAACUCUCCUUCACCGUUCAUGGAGCAGUUCUAUAAUGCCACCUACAUGGAGCGUUACGGCGCACCGAUGGAGGGCACCCUCUUGACCCUGCUGUGGUCCCUCACUGUGUCCAUGUACCCGCUGGGGGGCUUCUUCGGCUCGCUGAUGGUGGCCCCUCUGGUCUACAAGCUAGGGAGGAAGGGCACCCUUCUCUUCAACAACAUUUUCUCCGUCGUCCCUGCUGUGAUGAUGGGAGUCAGCGAGAUUGCCAAGAGCUAUGAGAUCAUCAUUGUGGCGAGGUUCAUAGUGGGCAUCUGUGCAGGCCUCUCAUCCAGCGUGGUGCCCAUGUAUAUCGGAGAACUCGCUCCCAAAAACCUGAGAGGAGCCCUUGGCAUCAUACCUCAGCUCUUCAUCACUAUCGGCAUCCUCAGCGCACAAGUGCUUGGCAUCAGAAACAUACUGGGCAACAGCACAGGAUGGACCCUCAUGCUGGGUUUGACCGGUAUCCCCGCCCUGGUGGAGCUCCUGCUGCUGCCCUUCUUCCCAGAGAGCCCCAGGUACAUGCUGAUCCAGAGAGGAGACGAGAAGACGGCUCUGAGAGCUCUGCAGCGUCUGCGCGGCAGAGAGGACGUGGAUGCAGAGCUGUCAGAGAUGCGUCUGGAGGACCAAUCAGAGAAGGCCGAGGGCCGCCUGUCCGUGCUCAGCCUGCUGUCCCAGCGCUCAGUCCGCUGGCAGCUCAUCUCCAUCGUCGUCAUGAACAUGGGCCAGCAGCUGUCGGGGGUUAACGCGAUCUACUACUAUGCAGACAGCAUAUAUGCCAGUGCAGGUGUGAAGCAGGACGUCAUCCAGUACGUCACCGUGGGAACAGGUGCAGUGAAUGUCUUCAUGACCAUCGCUGCUGUCUUCAUCGUGGAGGCCGUGGGGCGACGGGUGCUCCUCCUCUGUGGCUUUGGGAUCUGCUGUGGGGCCUGUGUGCUGCUCACUGUCGCUCUCAACUUCCAGGAGAGCGUGACGUGGAUGUCUUACGGCAGCAUCGCCUGUGUCAUCAUCUACAUUAUAGGACACGCCAUAGGACCCAGUCCCAUUCCUACUGUAGUGACCACCGAGAUGUUCCGGCAGUCGGCCCGGCCCGCUGCCUUCAUGGUCGCAGGCUCCGUCCACUGGCUCUCCAACUUCACUGUUGGCCUCGUGUUCCCCUUCCUUGAGAAUUGA